This is a messenger RNA of Austrofundulus limnaeus, 286 nucleotides long. RefSeq names its product UNC93-like protein MFSD11. The transcript has 3 exons. The annotation marks the transcript as partial. The record is from RefSeq and is a predicted model, not a curated record. NCBI's taxonomy places the organism in Eukaryota, Metazoa, Chordata, Actinopteri, Cyprinodontiformes, Rivulidae.
GACUUUAAUAGCAGAGCUCUUCAGAAAUGGGUCCAGAGGGGAAGAAGCUCCUGAACAUCGUCAUCCUGGGUUUAGGCUUCAUGUUCAUGUUCACAGCGUUUCAAACAUGUGGAAACAUCGAGCAAACCAUCAUAAAAAGCUUCAACAGCUCAGAGUUUCAUGGGAGCGGUUACACAAGCAUGGCCAUCAUUUAUGGGGUUUUCUCUGCCUCCAACCUGAUGGCGCCCUCUGUGGUGACAGUGAUCGGGCCGCAGCUCUCCAUGUUUGUCAGUGGUCUGAUCUACAG